AUGACUACCAUGUGGUUGCUUAUAAGCACAUGUAGUGCAAUUAUUUGUGGUGUUUUAAGUCAAGAUAAUAAUAUUUAUUUACCUAAAGUUAAUAUUUCUCAAGGAACUGUUGUUGGCUCCGUAUCUACUGAUGACAGUUAUUUUGAAUUUUACGGUAUCCCAUACGCUGACUCGACGUCUGGUACCAAUAGAUUUAAGGCACCAUCAGCACCGCCAUUAUUCGAAGAUGAGUUCAUAGCUAAUCGUAAAGAUAUAAAAUGUAUCAAAGCUUCAGGCAUGGGUUAUGAAGGAACCGAAGAUUGUUUGACGAUAAACGUUUUUACUCCGACACUCAAUAAUUCUAGGCAAUUGCCAGUAAUGGUGUGGAUAAAAGGCAAGGAAUUUGAUAAUGCUAAUGAUGCAGAACUAUCAUUCAAAAGAUUCUUGGAAAAAGAUAUUAUAAUUGUAAAUAUAAACUACAGAGAGUCAAUUUUAGGAUUCUUAUGUCUGGGAACUGAAAGUGCUCCGGGAAACGCUGGUCUAAAAGACAUAAUAGCAGGAUUAAAAUGGAUUCAAAAUAAUAUUGCUGCAUUUGGUGGAAAUCCUGAUAAUGUUAGUUUAUUUGGACAUGGUAGCGGUGCUGCUGCAGUAGAUUUAAUUACACUUACCCCAUCAGCUGAAGGUCUUGUCCAUAAAGCAAUUUCACAAAGUGGAACAGCUAUGGCUCCUUGGGCUGUAACUCGUAAUAAUUUACGAUAUGCUAUCAAUGUUGCUGAAGCUCUUGGUCAUAAAAUAAAUGAUUUAGAUACAUUAUCUGAUGUGUUUGCACGAACUAGCGUGGCAGCAUUAAUGGCUGUCAUCAAUGAACUAGAUCUUACAGAUAAUUCACUAGCAUUCGCCCCAUGUAUCGAAAGAAGUAUAGAUAAUGUUGAACCUUUACUAUUAAUAUCACCUUAUCAAACAAUAAUGGAAGGUAAACAAUUACAAAUUCCUUUUAUGACUGGUUUUGUGGAUAUCGAAGGAACACUGAGAGCAGAAAAAGUUUUAAAAAAUGAUUGGUUAGAGAGAAUGAACACAUCUUUUAAAGAUUUCAUCCAACCAGAUUUAGAGUUCUUAUCCGAUGAACAAGAAUUAGAAAUAGCGCAGAAAAUUCAAGAUUUUUACUUCAGUAAUGAAUCAAUCGACGAUAAUCAUGUUAGUGAUUUCUUAACAUAUCAAGGUGAUACGAUGAUACUGAUUUCUGCUAUAAGAGAAGCUCGAUUGCGAACAGCUUCUUCAAACUCGUCAGUAUAUCUUUAUCAGUUUUCUUACAAGGGCGAUUUAAGUGAAGCGCUUAAUAGGCCAUUGCCAAUUGAUGCUGCCGGACAUGGAGAAGAACUAAUUUACCUAUUCAACAAAAAUAAUAAUAGUGAUAUUAACACUUACGAUCUAACUGUCAGUGAAAUUUUAAUAGAACGGUGGACUAACUUCGCUAAAUAUAGUAUCCCGACAAGUGAAAUAUCUCAAGUGACGUGGCAACCAUAUACGUUUACUAACAGCAAUUACUUACGUGUGCUUGAUGACAGAGAAAUAAAUGAAAAUGGAAAUUCUAAUUUCGAGUUGGAUUUAAUAAGUCCUCAUCCUAACACUUUAGCUUUUUGGGACGCUAUAUAUGCUCAACAUUUUAUUGAUGCGAAAAGUAGAUGGAUUCUUAAUGAUAGAGCUGAAGAAGAAGACAACACUGAGGGUGAAGGAGACGACGGCAAUGGUAACGGUGAAGAGGACAACGACACUGGCGGCGAAGAAGAUAAUGAUUUAGAUGGCGAAAAUAAUGAAGAAAAUAAACCUGAUGACAGUGCUCCUGACUCGGCAUCAACAGCUGUAGGGUACACGUUUGCGAUCAUAACGCUAUUUGCAUUAUUAGAUAAAUUUCACGCUAUGCAAAUACUGUCAUAA
Messenger RNA from Nymphalis io (European peacock), 1914 nucleotides. RefSeq names its product venom carboxylesterase-6-like (gene ae3). NCBI's taxonomy places the organism in Eukaryota, Metazoa, Arthropoda, Insecta, Lepidoptera, Nymphalidae. The transcript has 3 exons. Bases 1 to 1914 code for a protein of 637 amino acids. The record is from RefSeq and is a predicted model, not a curated record.